Molecule: messenger RNA, 1032 nt
Organism: Auanema sp. JU1783
Lineage: Eukaryota; Metazoa; Nematoda; Chromadorea; Rhabditida; Rhabditidae
Source: the annotation of a GenBank genome assembly
AUGGCCUCUUCUAUCUUGGUCCCAAUCAAAAGUGAUAGUGGGGAUAGUUCCAAUUGUUCAAUUUAUGAUCCAAAUGCACCUUCCUUCUUGAAAAAUCAUGACCUAAUCAAAGAAGGCGAUACAGUUAUUAUAUACGUUAGUUAUGGUCAUACACAUACCAUCAUUGUCAAACGAGGCAUCACUCUAGCCAUGAAAUAUGGGGCACUCCGACAUGAGUUCAUAAUCGAUAAGCCUUGGGGAUCUAAAAUAACUGCUACAGCAGGUUAUGUCUAUGCCUUACGUCCUACACCAGAUCUUUGGACUAGAUCGCUCCCAAGAAGAACUCAGAUUCUUUAUACUCCUGAUUGCUCACUCAUUCUACAACUGCUGGAUGCCCGACCAGGAAUGGUCAUCUGUGAAUCUGGCACCGGGAGUGGCAGUUUGAGUCAUGGCAUUGCUUUAGCGAUUGCUCCCAACGGUCACUUGUACACCCAUGAUAUCGAAGAAAGUCGUACGAAAAAAAUUGAGCAGGAGUUCCAAGAACAUGGACUGUCUGACAUUACAACUGCUGUGGUUCAAAACGUUUGUACGGAGGGUUUUUUCGUUCAAAAUGCUUGUGAUGGUGUUUUCCUCGAUGUUCCGGCUCCUUGGGAAGCUAUUCCUCAUGCAGCAAAUGCACUCUCUAAAAGUCGCGGUGGACGUCUGGUGUCUUUCAGCCCUUGCAUUGAACAGGUGCAAAGAGCAUGUGAGGUAAUGCGUUCACUGGGGUUCGUCCUGAUCGAAACUGUAGAGUGCGUACCAACAACACUGAAAGUAGUCAAAUGUGAAAACCUAACUCUAGAAGAGUUCGAUAAAAGCGGUGAUUUCCUCACAUCUGGCAAUCGAGCACCUCUCAAUCGCAAAAGGCGUGUAGAAGGGGAUUUGGUUGUUAUGCCUGCUCAAGAAGAGGAACCAGCUAAAGACAACCUUGGUAGAUCCGCCAUAGCUUAUCCACAGAACCAGCCUACACAUACUGGUUAUCUGACUCAUGCUACCAUGUUACCAUAUAAUUAA